Nematostella vectensis (starlet sea anemone) is the source of this 15420-nucleotide messenger RNA. RefSeq lists its product as uncharacterized. NCBI's taxonomy places the organism in Eukaryota, Metazoa, Cnidaria, Anthozoa, Actiniaria, Edwardsiidae. Gene Ontology annotation, biological process: interstrand cross-link repair; double-strand break repair via homologous recombination. The record is from RefSeq and is a predicted model, not a curated record. The transcript is spliced from 5 exons. Bases 117 to 15383 code for a protein of 5088 amino acids. Gene Ontology annotation, molecular function: double-stranded DNA binding; single-stranded DNA binding.
AUUAUUUCGCUUCCAGGUUCUCAGUUUUAGCGAACUCGAGUGAUGUAAUAACGGAUAGAAGGGCUGCAAAGCUUUCUAAGAUUUUGACAUCGCCCAUGGUUCUAUAAUAAUCGACUAUGUUAAGGCGUUUAUCGCCAACUAUUUUGGCGUUGGUUGCGCUAUGGACCGCCGCGGUAUUCUUACAAUCUGCGCUGCUGGUACAAGCCAAGCCUUAUCCUAAACAAUCUUCUAGACAAACUACCCGUCUUGAUCCUGGGGAGGUGGAUUUGACGGAGGUAAUAGACUUUGAUAAUGUUGAGACUAAGUAUAGACUCAAACGAAUGCCCGCAGAGACCGAGGACCCUCUUGAUGAUCAGAAAGGGUCUAAGGUAUUCACGGACACUUCUGAUAAACGUAAUGGGAUCGAGACUCCGAUACAGGCGUUGCAAUCUCCGAACACACCCGCGAUCGCGGACCAAACGUUGAGAUCAGAAGUCAAUACUCCCUCGACGGGUAGCACAAGUAAAAGCGUGGUUAACACUCCUAAUGGAGAAACGAGCGCUGCCACGCAAACAUCUAAUGCGGAAACAGUUCAACCAAAGACUGUGGAUGUAACUGGAGUAAAGCGCGGAGAGGUCACUACAGGGACGGAAGGAUCGGGCGGAUCGAGUACGCCCACUAAAGGGGAAGCUGUUGCGAAGGUUUUUGGUGGAAAUGCUUCAAAGGGUAACUCUUCCUCAGCUGCUAAGCCAGAUGCAAGCCCCUCUUCCGUUACCAUCUCGGGUAAUACCAUUAAUGGUAAACCUAUGCUUGGUCAGGGGGGACCUAUAAAGGAUCAGCUGGGGAAUAGCGGAGCUGAAGUUAUGACGUCGCACAAGUUCUACCAAGACGAGGAUUAUUCCCAGCGUUCGAAGACGGAGGAGGAGGAAAGCAGGGAACCGGAAGUGGGGCAUUUUCAGGUGGACGAUAAAUCGGCUGAUUUGGAGAUUAAUGCAAACUCUGCUGGAGUCAAGGUGAAGGCCAAGCCAGCUUCCCUGCAAGUGGUGUCACGCCCAGGGGCACACCCUCCCGUCCCCGUGGUCCCCAUAGCGCCACUCUACCGCCGUCACCAUAGACACCAUCACCACUGGAUGGACGCUUACAGACGAGGCAUGGCAUACCACCAUAGGCACCACCACAGGGAUCCCUACCACGCCUACUACAGGGCUUGGAUCCCGCCGCCAGCCCCCAUGUAUGGCCGUUACCCUGACUUCCCCCGCUACGAUGACGACUACGACGCGCCUUUCUACCGCCGCUCCGGAUUCGAGCCCUACCCGUACCCAUUCCACCACCACCGACACCAUCAUCACCACCAAAGAUAUCCCGAAGAUCUAGAGGAGAGGUCACAAAUGGAAUACCCUUAUGACUACCCGAGGUUUAGAUUUCGAGAACCAUACAGAAGACACUUUAUCCCUUCAUUCCAGGAAAUGAUGGCAAGAUAUAUGAUUCCAAGAAUGCAGCCUUAUAUGCGAGAAAACAUCAUAACUCCUGAGCCACCACCUAUUAAUUUAUUUGGAAACCCCCCACCAGGAGUAAUGAAUAAUGAAAAUCCAGGAUCUUUGGGGAUGAGUGGAAUGGCACGGACGCCUGCACUUGGUGGAAUGGGUGGAGGGCCAAGUAUGGCAGCGUUUGAUGGAAUGGGUGGAAUGAAUGGAAUGAGCGGAAUUGGAGGAGCGAGCCCGUUUGCUGGGGUUGAAGGUCAAGGAUUUGGUGAAAUGGGACCCAUGAAUGAGCUCCAGCAAAUGGCACUAAACCCAAUUGGAGAGAACCCAGCAGAGUCCGCCAUUACGAGAACGCUCGGAAUACGGAACGUGAACAGUGCGGAACCAAGGACUCAUGUCAAGAAGACCUCCAUCAGCAAGAGAAAACACGCGAAGAAGCAUAAAGUCAAGCAUGAAAAGAGUGACGACAAGAAGAGUCACGUGAACGUAAAAAAAGGGGAAAAUGUGCUGAACAAAACACGUGACAGCAGCAAGAAUCGAACUCGUAGAGCCUCAGAAAAGGGUUCCAAAAAACUGAAAUCACGAAAGCACGGGGUACCUACCCUACACGCAGAAAAAGACAAAGUCGAAAAUGGCAGCCGCAAGAAUUCUAUUGUUAUCCACAGGCCUCCCAUUAUUUAUCACCCUCCACCGGAGGUGUAUCACAGGCCAGAUAUCGUCGUCCACAGAGCGCCUAUUAUGCUACACAGACCAGCUAUUAUUUACCAUCAGCCUCCAGUAGUUGUUCACAGACCAGCCAUCAUUUACCAUCAACCUCCUAUAGUAUUCCAUCAACCACCGCCAGUAGUGAACCAGCCAAUCUUGCACUCGCACGACACCUACGUCACAAGACCAAGGGUGUACCAGUCCACCUCACAUAUCGGACACGCCAGCACCUUUAUCGGGAUACCUGAACAUGUGUACGGCGACUAUCAUGGUUUCCAUGGUUACCAUGGUUACCACGGUUUCCAUGGUGGGUUCGGUGCUUAUAGGAAAGAGCAAGUCCCCCAUGCACGCACCAAUCAAACGGCAGAUGAUACAAGUGCAGACAAGAAAAGCCAGGAGUCGCGACCCAAGCGCGAUCUGUACACAGGAUAUCUCGAUUAUCUGCAUUAUCAGGGAUCCCUGUGGCAUCCUAAGGUUAAGCGUGACACGGACGAUCAGUUCGAUUUCGUGACGUCUAACGAAGGCGCAAAGCAGGACUUGAAGUACGAAGAUAAAGAAUCACAUGACGUAGAAAAACGUGACGCAGAUCUGUCACCCGACCGAAGAAAGCGUGACAUCGAUGAUGGUUUUGACUACAUUGCUGAUGCUGCAAGCGCAAAAGAGGGAUUAACAUAUCUCGAGAGAAAGUCACACAAGGUCGAAAGACGUGACACACAUACUGAGUCACGCAACGUCGAGAAGCGUGACGCGCAGCGUGAUUUUGACAAGUACUUACACCAUGUUUGGAACCCUAUCCCAACCCUGGACAAUGAUCUCGAUAUCCACAAACGCUAUGAUGAUGAUGAUGAUGACGAUGACCAAAGUGAUCAGUCGUAUACUAAAUCAAGCAAGAAGAAAAAGAAAGAUGUUGUUGUUAAUAGACCACCGAUAAUAUACCACCCUCCGCCAGAGAUAUACCACCGGCCGGAUAUCGUUGUACACCGACCUCCUCUUGUUAUUCACCGGCCACCUAUUAUCUACCAUCAGCCCCCUGUCAUCGUCCAUAGGCCAGCCGUCGUGUACCAUCAACCCCCCAUCGUAUUUCAUCAACCCCCACCUGCCGUCAGUCAACCGCUUCUUUUCUCGCAUGACUCAUUCACUGUCCACCCAUCGUUCUAUGCGACACAUCAUGGAUCUGUUGUAAGAGAUUAUGGACAUUAUAUAGGUAUACCUAACGUGGUGUCGAAUUUUGGAGCGCCGCUAUUUCACCCCGGUGGUGUUCACUACAAACGAUCAGGGAUUCCAACGAGCAAAUCUCAUCACGAGAAAAAACAAUCCAAAAAAAGUAAACUAAGAAAGACGAAAUCCAAGACGGAGAAAGGCGAGAAAAAGAAUUCCGUUGUUAUCCGAAGACCACCAAUUAUUUACCACCCGCCACCGGAGAUUUAUCACCGACCGGAUAUCGUUGUACAUCGAGCACCUAUUAUGAUCCAUAGGGCUCCCAUCAUAUACCAUCAACCUCCUGUUGUUGUACACAGACCAGCCAUCGUCUACCAUCAACCAUCUAUCGUUUUCCAUCAACCACCCCCAGUUGUGCGCCAGCCAUUCCUUCAGUCGCAUGACACGUGGGUGACACACCCCGUAGCCGUCCCAGUCUCCACGCAUAUUGCGCACCACAGCACCUAUAUAGGCGUGCCUCACGCUUACUCUGUGCACGGUUACGCUGGGCUUGGGCACGAGCAUCCUUACUACAAGUCAAAGGUCCCCACAAAAGACAGCGACGUGCAUGCUGCGCCAAGAGAUAAUAUCACGCACAAGAAACAUCACCUAAAACAUAAGAAAUCCAAAGCAAAGAAAGGAGAUAAGAAAAAUAACGUGAUCAUAAAAAGACCGCCUAUUAUCUACCAUCCUCCACCGGAAAUAUUCCACAGACCGGAUAUAGUCGUUCACAGAGCGCCCCUCAUGGUUCACAGAGCGCCCAUCAUAUACCAUCAGCCGCCUGUUAUCGUGCAUAGACCAGCCAUCGUCUACCAUCAACCAGAGCUUGUAUUCCACCAGCCCUUCCCUAUGGUACAUCAACCCGUGAUGCACGCGCAUGACACGUGGGUACAGCAUCCAGUGAUGAAGCUGUACGGAUCUACGCUUCAUAAUCUGGGAACUGUCCUCCACACGCCGCACGUGUACUAUCACGGUCAUCACGAUCAUCUACUCGCUUACGGAAAAUCCGAUCUCCCCCACAAAAAGACGGAAGAAGUAACACCAGAAGCAAGGGGUAGUAUCAAGCAUGCCGAGGAAGAAGCAAGCGGAGAGGAGACUCCUGAUGAUGAAACGAGUGGAGACGAAGUUGACGUUGGCUCCGGUGAGGAAAGCGCAUCGGGAUAUCUUGAACUCGAAGUUGUAAAGGACACUGUUGGCUCAAAACUUCGUAAAAGUGAGGAUAAAACCGAAUCAGGUGCAAAGAAGGAUACGAUAUCAAGCGAUGCUCAAGCUCAGCAUACGGAAAAGGGAUCAAAGAAGAAUUCUGUUGUGAUUCACAGACCUCCUAUUAUUUACCACCCUCCACCGGAGAUCUAUCAUCGGCCAGACAUCAUAGUUCAUCGGGCACCAAUCGUGCUUUAUCGUGCACCGAUCAUUUACCACCAGCCACCAGUCGUUGUGCAUCGGCCGGCGAUCGUCUACCAUCAGCCAUCGAUUGUUUUCCACCAGCCGCCGCCAGUUGUGAACCAACCAAUCAUGCAUUCGCAUGAUACUUACGUCACGCAUCAAACGGUUGUACCCUUUUCUACUCACAUCAGUCACGCGGGGGCUUACAACGGGGUGCCACACGAGAUGACGUACAUGGAGGGAAUAGGUCGUGGGGUAUUCACAAAGUCAGGAGUUCCAGCCAAGUCGGGUGAACGUCGGGACUCAAUCGGCAACACGGCAAAAUCUAUCGGAGCUAAGGAAAGAAUUGCAAGAUCAUUCGAAGACACGUGGCAGCCCUAUAUAGAGGAAGUAACUAAAGGAGUAGGCAACGUCAAGGAAUCGAUAGGAGCCGGUGAGAGGAUUGUCCGAGCACUUCACGAAUCGCUGCCGACUGACGAGUCAUAUGGAGUGCAGGACAUCAAGGAGGCAAUCGGGGCAGGCGCUAGGAUUAUCCGAGCGCUUCACGAACCACACCCGAUUGAUCACCCGGAAAGCGCAGCACCAGCAACUAAACUAGAUACAAAAAUGAUCGACAAGCAUGACAAGAAGAAACGGAGCCCUGAAACGAAAAAGAAAGACGUAGUGGUCAAUCGUCCACCGAUCAUCUAUCAUCCUCCACCGGAAGUUUACCACCGACCGGAAAUUGUGGUCCAUAGGGCCCCUAUCCUGAUCCACAGGCCUCCUAUAGUAUAUCACCAGCCUCCAGUUGUCGUUCACAGACCAGCAGUGGUUUACCAUCAACCACCAAUUGUGUUCCACCAGCCACCACCAGCAGUCAAUCAACCGAUGUUAUACUCGCAUGAUUCGUUUGUGAUGCAUCCAGCAGCUGUUGCGCAGCAUGUUAAUUCAGUAGUUCACGAGGGAGGCCGCUAUAUUGGUAUCCCACAUGGUGGCGUUUCUAAUUACCCUGAAAUGUUUGGUAUGAACACAGCAGAACAUCACUUCCUGCCGUCUUUCUCGCCUCGUUACCCUGUACCUGGGUAUAGCGGACAAGGUAUAGGGGGAUUUGGGGGUUUAUUCCACAAACGUGGGGAGGUGACAAAGCCAGAGGAAGAGCCAGAAGAAAAGGAUGAAGCCAAAGAAAAAUAUGAGUCGGAAGAGAAAGAUGAGGGAUCGACUGAUGAGAAAGAUCUGGAAUCAAGUGGGGAUGACACCGAAGUGAGUGGGGCCCAGGAGGACAAUCCUAAGACGUUGCAGAAGGAGAAGCACGCAAAAGGAGAACGUAAAAACCUUGUGAUGGUACAACGCCCUGACAUGGUCUACCACCCACCGCCAGAGAUCUACGACCGUCCUGAUGUAAUUGUUCACAGACCAGAUCUAGUGUAUCAUCAGCCAUCUAUCGUUUACCACCAGGCAUCAGUCGUCAUCCACCGUCCCCCUAUCGUUUAUCACCAGCCUCCUGUGGUAUUCCACCAACCACCGCCAAUGAACAAGCAACCGAUUAUGAAUUCCAUCGAUGCUUAUGUUCCACAUGCGUUCUUUGAGCCGCAUUCAAGUGAGGUGCAUCAUGUUGCAACGUACAACGGUGCACCUCACUUCUACCCCGCCUCUAGUGGCAAUGCAUAUGGCUGGGGGAUGCAGCAAGCUGCUGAUAUCGCUGCAGCGCCACACCAAGGUCCCAUUGCUCACCCACAAGUUCCAGGCUUUGCCCCAGCUUUCGGCAGGUCUUCAGUAGAGAAAAAUGCUUCCAAGAAAUCAAAAAAGUCCAAGAAGAGAAGCGAAGCAAAGCACUAUCACAAAGAUAAAUCCGGCUCUAAAAGAAAUUUUGGGCAUUUUACUCUGAUGAACCCGAUGAUGCCUCAUUACCACGCUCACAAGAAGCAAUUCGUCGUUAUUCACCGCCCUCCUGUGGUAUAUCAGCCUCCACCUGAGGUAGUGCCGAGACCGGACAUUGUGGUUCAUCAACCGGACGUUGUACUACAUAGGCCUCCCCUGGCAUACCAGCAGCCACCGACGGUUGUCCAUCACCCUACAAUAGUCUACAAUCAGCCUCCUGUUGUCUUCCACAACCCACCUCCAGUCGUAUCGGCACCUGUAAUGAUGUCCCACGACAUUAACGCCGUGGUUCCCCAUUUCGCAGAAAUUGCGCAGCCCGUGGGGUCAGUUCUAGAACCUCAGGGUUCCAUUGUUGGGGUCCCUUUAAGUCAAGGGUACAUGCAAUCACCUCUAGCGCCUCCUAUGCCUGGCUACGCUAAGUCCAAGGUCAGCAAAAAUAACCCUGAAGCUGGAAAUAAAGAUAACAAAUCGAGGUCGAGGCGUAACGUCGAAGAGAACGAAGAAAAACAAGGAUUCCGCAAACAGGAUAUUGUUGUCUCAAGGCCACCACUGGUUUACACUCCUUCGCCAGAUGUGUUCGCAAAUCCACCAGUGAUUGUACCACAACCGGCAGUCAUUGUUCAGAGACCCCCUGUGGUCUAUCACCAGGCUCCUUUGGUUGUUCACAAGCCUCCUAUCGUCUACCACAGGCCACCUGUGGUCAUGCCUGCGCCCAUCUAUCACAUGCCUGUGUAUCACCAUGGUUACGCUUUCGGAAAGGCGAAAAUCGCGAAGACAAAGUUAAAGAAAGUGAAGCGAGAAGCAAAGGACAAGAACAAAAAGCACGACAAAGGUGACCGCAAGAACGUCAUCGUUGUAAAUAGACCACCAAUGAUUUAUCACCCACCACCGGAAAUAUACGAUAGACCGGAUGUGGUCGUUCAUCAGCCUGAUUACGUCAUCCACAGGCCGUCAGUCGUUUAUCACCAGCCAUCUGUCGUCGUCCAUAGACCUCCUAUUGUGUAUCAUCAACCGCCAGUUGUGUUCCACCAGCCACCACCAAUGGUUCGCCAGCCCGUCAUGCAUUCCCAUGAUACCUAUGUAGCACAUGCGUAUCACGAACCAUACGCUUCAACGAUCUCACACGCUGCUACGUAUGUAGGGGCUCCGCAUUAUUACCCGGGUGGCUUCGGAUACGGUCCAUGGGGACCUGCAUUCGGGAAAUCUAAAGUACCAGCCAAGAAAUCAGACUCGAAGGGUAAAGAAAAAGCUAAGGUCAAGCGCUCUGUCAAUGAAGGGAACAACUCCACCGCUAAGAAAUCGGACAAAGGUGACAAGAAGAACACUGUAAUUGUCCAAAGACCUCCAAUGAUUUACCAUCCACCACCAGAGAUCUACGAUCGUCCAGAUGUUGUCGUUCAUAGACCUGAUCUGGUUGUUCAUAGGCCAUCAAUUGUGUACCAUCAGCCGUCCGUCGUGGUACAUAGACCACCGAUCAUCUACCACCAGCCUCCUGUUAUGUUUCACCAGCCUCCUCCGCUUGUGCACCAACCAGUAUUGCAUUCGCACGAGACAUACGUCAGUCACCCGUUUUACGAGCCGUACGCUUCACAUGUAAGCCACGCUGCAACGUAUGUUGGCGCUCCUCACUUCUUCAAUGGUGGAUGGGGUUAUGGGUAUGGUCAAGGCGUAGCUGCUCCAGGAUUUGGACCAGCUUUCGGAAAGUCGAAGGUCGAGAAGAAGAGCGAUGCAAAGAGCAAGUCAAGUGAGAAACCUAAAACUAAACGCAGUGCAGAUAAAGAAGCCAAGAAACAGAAAAAGUCACAUAAGAAGAGCGAGAAAGGCAAAAAAAAGAAUAUUGUUGUGAUGAGACGUCCCCCAGUUGUGUAUCACCCUCCUCCAGAGGUCUAUCAUCGUCCAGACGUUAUUCUGCAUCGCCCAGACAUUGUUAUUCAUCGUCCCUCCGUAGUCUUUCACCAACCAUCAGUCGUAGUGCAUCGUCCUGCUGUGGUCUACCACCAGCCACCUCUUGUUUUCCACCAACCGCCUCCCAUGGUGCAUCAGCCCAUCAUGCACUCGCACGAGACAUACCUGGCUCAUAGCUACUUUGAGCCACAUACCUCUCAUGUAUCCCAUGCUGGAACCUACGUUGGUGCUCCACACUUCUACCACGGAGGCUGGGGGUACGGUUACGGCUACCAUCCAGGUCAUUCGUUUGGACACUCGUUCGGAAAGUCAAAGGUUGAGGGGAGCUCAGGGAAAGUUUUUAAGAAAGAGUCCAAAAAGAUACCUGAAGAUGACGACGAUGAUAAUGAUGAUAAUGAUGAUGACGAGGAUGAAGAUGAUGACGAUGUAGCAGAGGAUAAAUCAAAAGAUACAACAUCUAAGACGAGUGCAAAACCAAAAAGAAGUCUCCCAGAUAAAGAAAUGCCACCUUUGAAAAAAGCGUUCCGCCGAUUCCAAAAAUUCUUAGUAAAGCGUUCGGAUAAACCUGAGAAGAAAUCAAAAGCAGCGCAUCCAGAAACCAGGAAAGUGAACAAGAAAAACACAGUCGUCAUCAACAGACCCCCGAUGAUCUACCAUCCUCCUCCAGAGAUCUAUGACCGUCCAAAUGUCAUUGUCCACAGACCGGACCUGGUGUAUCAUCAGCCCUCUAUAGUAUACCACCAACCAUCAGUUGUCGUUCAUCGUCCACCCAUCAUCUACCAUUCCCCGCCUGUCGUAUUCCACCAGCCAUCACCGAUGGUGAACCAGCGGGUCUACCAUUCUCAUGAUAGCUACGUGGCACAUCCAUACUUCGAGCCACAAUGGUCAAGCUUACACCACGCGAUGACGUAUAACGGAGCACCGCAUUUUUUUAAUGGCGGUUGGGGCUACGGUUGGGGACUUGGUCAUGGGAUGAUGAAUGGUCCUUUCUCCGGGCCAGUAAAUACUUUAAAUAAUCCUAUGCACUAUGCUGAACCAGUACCCCCAGCAGACUCGUACCCUAACGCGCUUGGCGCUGGUUUCAUUCCAGGUCCUGUCUUCCCGCCUGGCGCCGGUUAUGGACCAGAAUUCCCAUCCGGCCCCGGGCCAUUCAAUUAUGGACCGAUGGUAGGACCAUUUAACGGAUAUGGACCGCGUUUUGGACCAUUUAAUGGGUUUGGACCGGCAGGCCCUGGGCCGCUUCACGGCUAUGGACCAGACACUGGACCGUAUGCCCCUGGCCCCAUGUUUAAUGGGCCAGCUCCUUAUCGCCCAUACGCUCCAGAGAACUAUCCACGCGCCCCGAUGAUGCAAACUACAAAUCCCAUCUUCUCAAAGUCUAAAGUACCCGUUGGCAAGAAGAAACCAGUUGAAAAAGAAGCGCCGUCUGUUAAACGCAGCAGGCGAGCCGUCGAGGAUAAGGAAGAUGAAAAGGCUAAACUAGCUGAGCAUAAAGAACACCACAAAGGACUUAAGAAAAACGUCGUCGUCAUGAACAGGCCCCCAAUUAUCUACCACCCACCUCCGGAAGUCUACCAUAGACCUGAUGUAGUCCUUCAUAGACCGGACAUUGUCAUUCAUAGACCAUCCGUUGUGCUUCACCAGGCUCCAGUCGUGGUUCAUAGACCAGCUGUUGUGUACCAUCAGCCUCCAGUCGUCGUCCACCAGCCUCCACCUCUUGUACAUCAGCCUAUAAUCCAUUCACAUGAUACCUACGUCAGCCAUCCAUUCUUCGAACCGUUCAGCAGUCAUAUAACCCACGCCGGGACCUAUGUAGGUGCGCCCCACUUUUUCGGAGGUGGGUGGGGUUAUGGAUACGGCCAUGCGGUAGGAGGCUUCGGAAAGUCAAAGGUUGAAAAAACAGAUAACAAGAAAAAGGAUAAGAAAAGUAAAAAGUCUUCAAAGUCAAAGAAAACAAAAAUCUACCAUGCACAGAAAAUCAAAGAAGAGAAGGCCAGCAAGAAAAAUGACAUUGUAGUCAACAGACCACCUAUCAUCUAUCACCCUCCUCCAGAGGUGUACCACAGACCUGACAUUGUCGUACACAGGGCUCCUAUUGUACUUCACCGACCCCCUAUUAUCUAUCAUCAACCACCUGUUAUAGUACAUCGACCAGCCGUUGUAUACCACCAGCCUCCCAUCGUGUUCCACCAGCCGCCACCAGCGGUCCAUCAACCGGUGCUUCACUCUCAUGACACGUUCGUGGUGCACCCCUCCGCGGCUUAUGAACCUAGAGGGUCGACCGUCUCGCACGAGUCAAACUACAUUGGAAUCCCGAGUCACGUCGAGCAGUACGAUGAUCUGCAUGACUUUGGCGGUGAUUCGUUUGGAGCGUACCAUGGCAGCUACCACGGAGGCGGUUACCAUAGAUACCAUUAUGGACGUCAUGGGCAUGGCUUUGGUCGAGGUGCUUUGAUGUUACAUCGCUCUGAUAUAGCACAUAAGGGAAAGGGUACAGAAGAUGUCGAGAAGGAAGACACAAAGGAGAAAGAGGACGAUAAAGCUGAUGAUGAAAGCAACGACAAGGGAAACAGAAGACGCAAGAGACAGAUAUUAGGAUCCCAUACACUCUACGAAGAACUUACACCAUUCAACGACAUCCAUCCAAGGGUCCCAAUAGUGGAAAAUCUCCAGAAGAAAUCCACCAUCCCCGGAGUCCCGUCCAGCUUCCAGCGCGAUAUCUCCAAGCGUGAGGUUGAUGAGAGGUCUCCACGAGGCAAGCGCCAGGUGUUUAUGCCUGGGCUUAACCCUUAUGGUACUAUGGGGGCUGCCCUUAAUACCGAGGCACAACCUGGUGUUACUCCUGAAUCUGCCCAAGCAAGUGGCAUGGAUCUCAAUCAGGUACUAAAAGCAGCACAAUCUUUUUAUCCUCAACAACAGACAGGCUUUCCUUAUGCUUUACCCCUAGUACCGCAUGCUCCUUAUAUAGCGCCUUACCCAUACGCAAAAGCACAGCCUAGGGUGAGAGUGCAUGUAGAAACCGCAAAGUCGAAUAUUCCUAAACAAAAAGUUUCACGAAAACGAAGGCAAAUAUCGCCUUUUUUACAGGCCCCGGCGAUUGGCACGUUUCCGGGAGUUAACCCCGCAGCAAUGGGCCCCCUGGCUACCCAGGUUCCUCUUGCGCACUUCGGCGCUCAUCCAGCACCGCAGUUUGGACCCUACAAUGCAUACCACCAGCCACUCAUCUCGCCAUAUCAAUAUUACCCUUUCAUGGAGCCCCACAGACCACGUGUGAAUAUCAAUGUGCAGUCCGCGCGAUCCAAGGUUCCAAGAUCACCAUUAAAACGCAGACAGAAGAGGCAGGUGCCUGGUGGUCAAUUGUACAACCCAUAUGCGUUAGCAAUGAUGAAUGAUUUUAGCGGAAUGGGGAUGUAUAAUCCUUAUAUGGCAAUGUCACCUGAUCUGAGCCAGAGAGAUGACAUAGCUAAUGAUGAAAUGGACCGGCAAAGUGAGUUAUACAAAAGAUACCUGAACGCGCUGUACACAUACUACACUGGUUCCCCGUUGUUCCAGAGCAAGCGACCAAGAGUUAAGGUAAACGUGCAAGCUGCCAAAUCCAGUAUUCCCAAAUCUGAUAAGAAAGGAAAGUCACGAAAGAAAAGGCAACUAUUGAACUAUAUUCCGAUGUCUCCACUUAUCACGGGACGGUAUAAUAUCCCUCUGGCACAUAAAACAAGUGAGGGCUCUGGAAGCGUUGGCGAGAUAAAAAGAAUUAGAAGAGCUGUUAAUAAAAGCAGAAAGUCGAAGAAUCAGGUACAAAAUACAAAGAGGGACGAAUUUCAGAAGCAGUUUGAAGCCAACAAUGAUAUAAGUGCUGGACCAAUGACAAUGAAUCCUGAUGAGCCUGGAUCCUUCCAGAUGGAUGGCAAUAGAGGUUUUGCAGGAGGAAACACCGGAUUUGAAGAUAUGCAGGAGGUCGGGCCUGGGGGACUCAAUAGCAUGAGCAUGGAGCAAAGGGUGCAAGACCAGGCUCAAAUGUACGGUAAUGAGGCGCGCCCCGAGCAGAACCCCAUGCAAGAUGCUGUCCAGAGACAAAACCUGAUCAGCAACAAUAACGGUCAAGAUCAGAUUAUCACCGGAGCUAGCGAAAUGCCUGCAACAGCUGCUGCGCAGAGAAUGGUGCUCAACGAGGGUCAGGAGCCAAUUGGGCCAUAUUCUAUGGCCUCGGCACCAGCCAGAUCUUAUCCAAUGCAACCUGCGUCUAUUGGACCAGCACAAAUAGAACCUGGACCUAUGAUCCCCUUCGCGGGAGCACCCGUACCAAUAGGGCCCUUUGGAGGCUACCCAAUAGGGCCUGUGCCUAAUACUUUCCCAGGAGGCUUUGCAGUACCUCCACAUUUACCAGUACAAAACGUUUUCUCUCCGAAUGGUGUCCCAUUAGCAGGCAUUGAGCCACAACACAGUGUAAACGUUAACAUUAACACCGCAAAGAAGCAGACAGUUGCAACGCCGGAAACAAAGAACAGCGACAAGAACAGUAAACGACAGAAGAUUUCUAUACUAAACAGGAUUCCCACAAUGCAAGUUUUACCUCAAAAGAUUCUACAGAACGGGAUGAUUGUGCCACAGCUAGCUUCUUAUCAAAGCGACAAACAGAAUAGCCCUCAUGGGAUGAACGGUAUGUUGUUGAGUGAGCUCCAAAUGCAAAGAAACAAGAUCCCCUCGAGAAAGACCAAGGCAAAAGAUAAAGAAGCAAAAAAGAGGCAGUUCUAUCAGGCACCGUUAAGCGGACUUCCCGUAAAUACACUUCCUGUUCAGGCACUUGUUAUGCCACAUCUAGGCUACCACCCAAGACCACGUGUCUCAGUCAAUGUCCAGGUCUCAAGGAAAUCGAACACAGAUGACAAUGAGAAAGCAAGGUCAAAGAGGCAGAUCUACGGAAUAAAUGAGCUCCCAAAGGGGAUCAAGUUACCUGAAGGAUCUGGACACGAUAACACUACACAGAAAUCAAGCAAUGUAACUGAAGAUAAAUCAGCAAAAACCAAGCGGCAGUUGUACAAUGUGCAGCCAAGUCUACCCUUAGCUCCUGCAUCAAUGGUUCCGCUUGCAGGAUAUCCUGUUCACAAACCACACCACGUAUCCAUCAAUGUUGAGGUAUCGAAAAAGAGUGAAUCAGGAAAAGAUAAUAUCGUAAAAAAAAGCGAGAGUGAAGGGACUAAAGAAGAGAGAGCAUCGAAGAAGUCGGAGCAAGCUAAAGAGACAAAAAUUGAUGCAGAUAAACCAAGAAAGAGACAAUUCGUCAUCCCAUUCAAUUCUCAAGAUGGAAAUAGCAACGAGCCAGUGCAUGUUUAUGGAAAUCCACGAAGCCAAGGAGAGACUGCCAACAUUCAAGAAGCACCUCAACAAGUCGUCAUGAACUCGCAGCCGGUUCAACAGGAACUACAAGCACAACAGAUUCAAUCUCCGUACGCUUUAAACCCUUUCUUGCCUGUGAACCACGUUGUAGGUCUCGGUGACACUUUGCACCAGCCUAAUCAUGUGAGUGUCAACAUCCAGGUUGCAAAAUCGAACAUCGUAACACAACCAGAAAAUUCUAAGGAAAGGUCCAAGAGACAGAUGUUUGGAACAGUUCCUCUGCUUAGCCCUCUUGCCCCAAAUUCAAUGGAAGUCAAACUUGAAGCAGCAAAGGGAAGAUCUUCUGUACCGAAAAGGGAAGACAGCGAGAAGCCCAAGCGUUCAGUGGAGGAGCAAAAGCCGAAGGCCGUGAAGAGACAGCUGUACAACUUUGUUGGUGGGCAGCCGGCUCAAGUUCUACAGCCUCAGCAGCAGUAUGUUCAGCAGCCUCUGGAAGGUAGCCAGGGUUACCAAGUCAUUCCACAGCCACAGGAACCGCAGGGAUUACCGCAGGCUCAGUUACCAAUGAUUCCUCGGCAGCCGGCCGUUAUGAUGCAACCGGUGCUACCGCUGGCAUAUCAGCAGGCUCAGGUCCAGUCUCCGUAUGCUCUAUAUCCAGGAUGGCAGCCACAAAAGCACGUCAACAUCAACGUCCAAACGGCCAAGUCAACUGUCCCUCACUCUUCAACUCGAAACGCAGACAGGCCGAGUGAUCAACAAAAGGUACGGUCUACCGUGCCUAAAGCUUCAUCCCCGGCAGUUAGGCCAAAGAGACAGCUUGUUAACAUUCUUAAGAACAUCCUUCAAAGACGGCGUGGGCCAACUAGACUUCUGGAUAAUCUGUUAAAGAAACCGAAUAAACCAGAGAACCCGUUUGAGUUUAGUUCCGAUGGAAAACAGCCGGUGGAGGUUGUGACGGAUCCACCUGCUGGAGUGCAAGGAAACCAAGGCAGACCACAGGAGAUCCCCUUUGACGCAUACCUCAACCAACAGCAGAAGGAUAACCCUCAGAUAUACCAGUUCAACGAUGCAGCGCCUGCACAGAAUAAUCAACAAGAAAUGCUAUUUGAUCAAGGCCCACCGGCACCUCAACAGCAAAUUGUACAACAAAACGUAAUGCCGUUAGCCCGCGGUCCACAGAACUUUCCUCAAAAUGUAGAGCAGCCGCCUCCGCAGCCGCAAAUGAAUGCAGCUAUGUCUCCGGAUAGAAGGUGGCCUAUUGUUGCGCCAAUGCAACCCCCUUUCUUCGGCCCUCAGCUUCCUCCUCCAGACAUGUUCCCACCCCAGAUGAUGCCACCAAUGGUACCGAUGAUGCUGCCUCCAAUGCUACCCCUACCUCCACCUGGAUUACCCAUGCAACCGGAAGCGCCGGUCCAGCCACCACCCUUACCGCCACCAGGAGGCCCAUUUCCACCGGUGGCAGCGGACCAGGGAGACGACGAGGACAGGCCUUCUGUUAGCAUCAACGUGGAGACCUCCAAGUCGAAUAUACCAAAGUAGAUGACUUUAGUUAGAACGUAGCGAACAUUUAGCGGAG